CACGCUCACAUUCUUGCUAGCUCACUCCUCUCCUCCUCGUCUACCUUACCUAGCAGCAGCAGCUAGCUAGCUUAAUUAGCUAUAGCAGCCAUGGCGGCGACGGCACUGAGCAGCCAGGUCCGGUUGCCGAUGUCCCUGCGGGUGGCGACGGCGCCGGCGCCGGCGCGCGUGUCGGUGCUGCCGGCGAGCAACAAGCUGGGAGACAGGCUGCGGAUGCAGGCGACGUACAACGUGAAGCUGAUCACACCGGACGGCGAGGUGGAGCUGCAGGUGCCGGACGACGUGUACAUCCUGGACCAGGCGGAGGAGGAAGGGAUCGACCUGCCUUACUCCUGCCGCGCGGGCUCCUGCUCCUCCUGCGCCGGCAAGGUGGUCUCCGGCGAGAUCGACCAGUCCGACCAGAGCUUCCUCGACGACGACCAGGUUGCCGCCGGCUGGGUCCUCACCUGCCACGCCUACCCCAAGUCCGACGUCGUCAUCGAGACCCACAAGGAGGACGACCUCAUCUAAUCAAUCAAGCAAGCUCCAUAUUUAUAAAUCUCUCGAUCCAUCUCCAUGCGUUCUUGAGUUUAUCAAUUAAGAAUAUAAUGUCGUCGUCCCUAUGCUAUGCAAGCAAAGUAUUACGUACGUAUAUGUUGAGCGAGAUAACAAAACACAGGCGUGCCCGAGGGUUAAUUGUUGUUGUUUAAUUAAUGUACGUUUUGCUGCACCUGCUUAAUCAUAUCCAUAUCACAUUUUGGUGUCAUAUAUGCAUGCAUUACUGUGUCAUAUAUACUACUGUCAAAUACGUACUCCAUGUAUUUGAAAGAACAGUUAAUUAAUAAGCUAUAUAUCCUAGUUCUACUCU
Messenger RNA from Oryza sativa Japonica Group (Japanese rice), 847 nucleotides. NCBI's taxonomy places the organism in Eukaryota, Viridiplantae, Streptophyta, Magnoliopsida, Poales, Poaceae. The record is from RefSeq and is a predicted model, not a curated record.